Messenger RNA from Phaeodactylum tricornutum CCAP 1055/1, 621 nucleotides. RefSeq lists its product with no specific name. The annotation marks the transcript as partial. NCBI's taxonomy places the organism in Eukaryota, Bacillariophyta, Bacillariophyceae, Surirellales, Neidiaceae. The transcript has a single exon. The record is from RefSeq and is a predicted model, not a curated record.
GGCGAGAGGCUGCAGAUCCGACAAUAUGAUUAUCACUCACACAAUGCAAAUCGGGUCUGGCCCGGAACAUUUAAUCUUGCCGAGUAUUUACUGAACGCGAGGCAUGGGGAAGGCCUUCUUAAUUGGGGUGCGGUUUUAGAACUCGGCACUGCGACUGGGUUACUAGCUAUUCGCUUAGCCCUGGUAUCGACCCAGCAUUCACAAGACAGAACUUCCGUUGUUUAUUGUGAAUCAAUCGUCACAAGCGAUGUCGAGGACGAACGUGGGGAGGUUGCCGAAAAUAUCGCCUUCAACUAUCGACUCAACCGCAUUGAGAAGCCGCCCCCACAUGUACCCCAUACCUGGGGCACGGGUUGGAAAACUUCCAUGGAGAAGGCAGGCCUCGACUCAGGUACAUCUUUUGAUACAAUUAUUGCCAGUGACAUUUUGCUGUACGUCAGUGCAUACCCGGCAUUGGUGGAAACACUUGAAGAGCUUAUUCCGCCAGAUUCCAACUCGAAAUUCAUCAUGAGUUGGAAUAGACGGAUGAAGGAAAGUCAAGAAUUCUUUGACAGAAUCAAAAAAGUGGGGUUCGAUUGCACGCAUGAAGGCAAAUGCAUAUACAUUUUCAAGCGAACAUAG